Messenger RNA from Uranotaenia lowii, 4488 nucleotides. RefSeq lists its product as uncharacterized. Bases 161 to 4456 code for a protein of 1431 amino acids. Gene Ontology annotation, biological process: regulation of transcription by RNA polymerase II. Gene Ontology annotation, molecular function: RNA polymerase II transcription regulatory region sequence-specific DNA binding; DNA-binding transcription factor activity, RNA polymerase II-specific; zinc ion binding. The record is from RefSeq and is a predicted model, not a curated record. Gene Ontology annotation, cellular component: nucleus. The transcript is spliced from 9 exons. Lineage: Eukaryota; Metazoa; Arthropoda; Insecta; Diptera; Culicidae.
AUUCGUCGAUGUUGUUUUAUAUACAAAUAAGAAUAAGAUCGUAAUUUUUAAUUUAAAAAUUUUCCGCUGUAUGUUACCUGUUUUGUGAAAGCUAUUUAGAAAUAAGUUUCAAAAUAGUGUAAAAAUUUGAGGUUUGUAUUGCAAUAACCGAGUCAGAGCGAUGUCCCUUGAUCUCCGAAAUGUCUGCAGAGUGUGUGUACAAUCGUCAGAAAACUUCGUUCCGUUGUUCGAUACCAGCUACGGGUUUAGCGUCCCAGAGUUGAUGCUGAGGGUCACACAUGUUGAGGUCCUCAGCGAUGAUCCAUAUCCACAAAUGAUAUGUGAAAGAUGCAUCAAACAGUUCGAAAUCAUGAAUAUUUUGAUAGAAAAUUGUCAAACUGCUGAUAGAUACUUCAAAAGUACAAUCCGACAAUUUGAUGUAAAACAUUUUGAUAUCCCCGUUGUGACCACAGAGUGCCCUCCAGAAGUCACCAAUGGAUCUGCUGAGGCAAAUUGUGAUGCAUCACAACAAAAACUAAACGUAGCAAAUGAACACCCUCCGACCGAAGAUGUAUUUAGCACAAGAUUAGAUUCCAACGUGGAAGACUUGGUUCAAGUAGAUCCAAUCGGCGCGGUUGAUAUUAAUCGUGAACCAAACUACACUCAAUGUUGUGGUUGCGUUGAACAUUUUGAGAACUUCGAUACGCUUCAAAAACAUUCCCAGAUGACUCAUUUGAAUGAGAAAGGUAUUUGUGGUCCUGUGGCAGUAAAUUUGAUAGAAUGUAGCAUCUGCUUCAAAAUGUUUUCGGGAAUUUCCUAUUUGGACUCCAUGCAUCGCCUGAAUGCUUUUAAGCAUCGCUUGGUUUCCGUUGGCGUACCCUCAGUCAUGCAAUGUUGUUCGUGUGAAGUAGUUGUCUCGAAUCACGACCAAAUGCUCGAACAUGCAAGACAACACGAAAUAAACAAGACGCAAGAUGAUGGAUCUCAACCAUACGAAUGCCGGUAUUGUUUUAAACGUUACAACAAGCGUCAAACGUUAAGCUUCCAUCAAAAGUUUAGCUCGAGCUAUAAAAAACACUUGAUCGCAAAACAAAGAGGCUGCAGGGCUAUCAAAAAGCGAACCGACAUUGAAUCUACCAAUGAGAGUCGCAUUUGUUGUGGCUGUUCAGCAGAAUUUCCUUCGGUAGACUCGCUGACUCAACAUUCUCAAAUGCACCACGAACUAUAUAAACGAGAACCGGAUACUGAAAACCCUUUCGAGUGUGAAAUUUGCUUCAAACAGUUUCCAACAUUAAUACGUUUAGAACAGCAUCGCUUGGUUCCGUACAUGCGAUCUCACAAAUGCACGGUUUGUAAUAAAUCAUUUCCUAACCAGACCCUGCACAAAAAGCAUAUGGAAAUGCAUAAAAAACAGGAUAUAGCAGGUCCUUCGCAGGAUAAUAGACAGUCACAGCAAUCUUACUCUUGUGAGGAGUGUGGAAAACUAUUCAAUAGUAAGUAUGUUCUACAAUCGCAUUUAAAAUCGAAGCAUUCAGAAAUCAAACCCUAUGGAUGCAGCUUGUGCCCACGUCGGUUCAAAGGCAAACAAAUGCUUCAAACUCAUUUACGAGUGCACACAAAGGAAGAACCAUAUACGUGUGCUUUUUGCCCGAAAACCUUCAUUCAGCUAACAGAUAAAAAGCGCCACGAAGUCAAUACUCACAGCAAACAGUACCCGUUGCGUUGUUCGGUGUGCGACAAAGGUUUCCCCACUGGGCGUCGAAAGGAGCUGGAAAAACACGAACGACUUCACCAGAACGGCGAGGAAUACCCAUUGACUUGUCAGUUUUGUGAUCGCACGUUCACCCGGAUAGCACAACGGAAUCGACACCAAGCGAGGCACGUGGCCGAGAGAGAUCGGAAUAUGAAACAAAAGCUAGAGGAGAUUGGAUUGGUAUACUUUGCCGUUCACAAUCUUCCGGCUGGAGGUGAACUGGAAAGGCCGGGAAUUUGUUUGGAAGAAAAAAUCCCAAUGAACCCCUUCACCGUGCACAUGUCCAAAGGAGUCACAGGGUCCAGUUACGGUGGCAACGCACAGGAUCCAGUUCCGGUGGUUUGUUCCAGUGUCACGCGAAAGAUUGUUCCGGAUUUUCCCUAUGUAUUGAUGUGUAAUGUUAACAUUCAAUCAGCAUCAUCCGGUUCUCGGCACUGGCUUGUUUCGAAGGCCAAAAAUAAUUACCUGCAGCUGGAGAGCAACAUAGUCGAUGGAAUGGCACAGGAAUCCAAAGACAGGAGCCGAAUCAUCAACUACAAGCUACUUCCUCUUGCGUCACGUUCACCGAUGAUGGCUUCACCUCCUGUACCAGCUACUGGUGCCAACAAUCAUCCGGCCCAAAUAAAUUUGAAAGCACCUAAAAAGAACGUCCUCCAGUCAGCCAAUCCGUUUGAAGGCUUCCAUUUGUCUAGGCCCAACAGCAACCUUCAGUUUAACAUUAACGUAGGUGAAAGAAUGGACAUCUGCAGGGCUUGCAUGGAAGAUGACGGGGUAACAUAUAGCCAGUUAUUCACAGCACCUGAAGAUAGUAACUGUGAAAAACUGUGCCCAGCUGAAAUGAUGGCCGAUUGUACCGGAAUCACGAUACGAAAAUCCGACGGACUUCCAGAAGUGAUUUGCGGGGAUUGCUUCAAUGCGAUAAAGAUCGCCUACACCAUUCGAUCAAAAUGCAGGAACUCGGAUCGCAAGCUGAGAAAAAUACUAAACAUUAUCAGUAAAGCCGACGGUGGCUUGGAAUCUGCGGAACUAGAAAACAAUGUCAUGAAUGUUGCGAUCACAGACAUAAACUACGAGAGUUCUUAUCAACAGGAAAUUGUACCGGAAAAUUCUGCGGUUGAAAAUGUUUCGUCUAAAAACACCGAAUUAUUUCAGAAUGAUCUGAUUUUGAAAACGGAGACAUUUGUUGGAUCAGUUGAGAGUAGCCAUGAGUGUGUGGAAAGGGAAUCUGUAAGCCCCAUAUUUAUGAAACUCGAAAUACUACCAGAAGAAAAAAAUUGUAUCAAGGAACAAUAUAUUGUGGAACAGUUUGAUGAAAUAGAUAAUGAAACCCAGUUUCAACAAAGUGUUGAUCGGGAUGACCAAAUGUCAUUGAAAUCAAUCAACGAAGCUGAUACUGAGACAGGAGAAGAAAACUUUGAAAAGCAAACGAUACCAGAUGAAAACGAAUCGGUUCUGAUGCAAAUAGAAAUGCUAGAAGAUGAUGAAACAGAAGAAGAAGAAGAUCAUUACGAAGAUUAUGAGGCAAUAGAAGAAGAGCUAGCAGUUGAAACCAUCAGUAAUUUACAGUCGUGUGGUACAGUUUGUUGCUGUGGGUGUCCUUUGGAGUUUGCAAAUGAAGAGCAACUAGUUGAUCAUGCUCAAUUGAUUCAUUUACAGGAUAAAAAACCAGAGCUUUUAGAAAAUAGUGUAUUUUGCGAAAUUUGUUUUAAGAUAUUUGGGUCGUUGAACGCACUAAAAAUGCAUAAAACUCAUCGUUUUAACAAAAUCUCAAGAACCUGUAAAUGUUGUACUCUGGUUUUAAGCAGUAUACAAAAACGGAAACAGCACGAAAAAAUGCAUGAAUUCAUACCAGAAACUUUUGAAAUUAAAUGCUGCGGAUGUAAUGAAAUGAUUACUCUCGAAGAACUAGGAAAUCACAUUGAUGAGGCUCACAAGAGAAAUGAUCAAUUUAGUACAAAAUUCAUAUGUCCCUUUUGUUAUGAAGGGUUCGAAGAGAAGAAAAAUCUGGAAAAUCAUUUAUAUUGGCAAGAGAUUACUAAACUUUUCAAAAUGUCUAAUAAACAAGAAAUGCCUGUUGUAAAACUAACAUCAGAUGUCGACGGAAAGGAAAGAUUUGUUUGCGAUUUAUGCGGGAAGGACUUCUCCACCAAGGGGAAUCUUAAAUCACAUCGGAAUCUGCACGAUUCUGCUCAAAGGCAAUUCAAAUGUGAACACUGUGAGAAAGAUUUCACUAAAAAAAGCAACUUAAACGUCCACAUCCUCCGAGCCCAUACGGUGGAAAGUAUGUUUCCGUGUGCAGUUUGCAACAAAAGUUUUAAAUAUUCAUCCAAUCUGAAAAUCCACAUGCGUGUUCACACCAAAGAACGGCCCUACUCUUGUGAACAUUGUUCCAAAACUUUUAUUCACUUGUCUGACAAACGAAGACAUGAAAUAUUGCACUCUGGGGAUUAUCCUUUCAAGUGUCAAAACUGUGGAAAACCGUUUGCUAGGAAAACGUUAUUUGAUCGUCAUUCGACUGGAUGUGGCAAACGAGGGAGAAGAUCUGAAUCCGGAAAUGUUAGAAGUGAAAAACAUAGGCUACAGCCGGCUGAACUGACCAAAGUGAGGUGUGAUCUUUGCAACAGCUGGUUUACAUCUGUGCAAAAUCUGGCUGAUCACCGUGCAGAUAUGCACAUUCAAUCGCUGGAUGAAGGUUUGUAUGAUACUGAAAUCGAAGUGGAAUAGUGAGUUUAAAAACAAUAAAUUUUUAACUAUAA